Messenger RNA from Lynx canadensis (Canada lynx), 7983 nucleotides. It is a transcript of the gene LTBP1, whose product is annotated as latent transforming growth factor beta binding protein 1. The transcript has 34 exons. Gene Ontology annotation, molecular function: calcium ion binding. Lineage: Eukaryota; Metazoa; Chordata; Mammalia; Carnivora; Felidae. The record is from RefSeq and is a predicted model, not a curated record. The coding region runs from base 15 to 5168 and encodes 1717 amino acids.
GGCUCGGGCCCGCGAUGGCGGGGCCCUGGCUCAGGUGGGGGCUGCUGCUCUGGGCAGGGCUGCUCGCGUCGUCGGCGCACGGCCGGGUGCGGAGGAUCACGUACGUGGUGCGCCCGGGCCCCGGCCUGGCGGCGGGCGCCUUGCCCCUGGGCGGGCCUCCGCGCCCGCGGACCUUCAACGUCGCGCUCGACGCCAGGUACAGCCGCGGCUCGGCGGGCGCCGGGGCUCCCAGCCGCGCCUCUCCGGGGGCCCCCUCGGAGCGGACGCGCCGCACGAGCCAGCCAGGCGGCGCGGCCCUGCAGGGGCUCCGGCCGCCUCCGCCGCCCGAGCCGGCGCGGCCCGGGGCUCCCGGCGGGCAGCUCCACCCCAAGCCCGGCGCUUACCCGGCGGCCGCCCCGUUCGCCAAACAAGGCAGGCAAGUCGUGCGCUCCAAAGUGCCGCCGGAGAGCCAGAGCGGCGGGGGCUCGAGGCUGCAGGUUCAGCAGAAGCAGCAGCUGCAGGGGGUCAAUGUCUGUGGAGGGCAGUGCUGCCAUGGCUGGAGUAAGGCCCCUGGCUCCCAGAGGUGCACCAAACCAAGCUGUGUUCCACCAUGCCAGAAUGGAGGGAUGUGUCUCCGGCCUCAACUCUGUGUGUGUAAACCGGGGACCAAGGGCAAAGCCUGUGAAACAGCAGCUGCCCAGGACACCUCAUCCCCAGGCUUUGGAGGGCAGAGUCUUGCGGCUGCUUCCUCCUGGGUCCCUCCUGAGCAAGCAGCAAAGCACACUUCGUCUAAGAAGGCAGACACUCUUCCAAGAGUCAGUCCUGUGGCCCAGAUGACCUUGACCCUCAAGCCGAAGCCUUCCGUAGGACUGUCCCAGCAGAUUCAUUCUCAAGUGACACCACUUUCCUCACAGAAUGUGAUGAUACAUCAUGGCCAGACCCAGGAGUAUGUGCUGAAGCCCAAGUACUUCGCGGCCCAGAAGGUGAUCUCGGGAGAGCAGUCCACUGAAGGUUCGUUCCCUUUGACAUUCAAGCAGGGUCAAGUUAUGGCGCCUUUUCAGUUGAGUAACCACACUGGCCGCAUCAAGGUGGUCUUUACUCCGAGCAUCUGUAAAGUGACCUGCACCAAGGGCAGCUGUCAGAACAGCUGUGAGAAGGGGAACACCACCACUCUCAUUAGUGAGAAUGGUCAUGCUGCCGACACCCUGACGGCCACGAACUUCCGAGUGGUAAUUUGCCAUCUUCCAUGUAUGAAUGGUGGCCAGUGCAGUUCAAGAGACAAAUGCCAGUGCCCUCCAAAUUUCACAGGGAAGCUUUGUCAGAUCCCAGUCCAUGGUGCCAGUGUGCCUAAACUUUACCAGCAUUCUCAGCAGUCAGGCAAGGCAUUGGGAACGCACGUCGUCCACUCUACACAUACCUUGCCUCUGACCAUGACUAGCCAACAAGGAGUCAAAGUGAAAUUUCCUCCCAACAUAGUCAAUAUCCAUGUGAAACACCCUCCGGAGGCUUCAGUUCAGAUACAUCAGGUUUCAAGAAUUGAUGGCCCAACAGGCCAGAAGACAAAAGAAACUCAAGCGGGCCAAUCCCAAAUCUCUUACCAAGGGCUUCCCGUCCAGAAGACCCAGACCGUACAUUCCACGUACUCUCACCAGCAGGUCAUUCCCCACGUCUACCCUGUGGCUGCUAAGACGCAGCUUGGCCGGUGCUUCCAGGAAACCAUUGGGUCACAGUGUGGCAAGGCGCUCCCUGGCCUUUCGAAGCAGGAGGAUUGCUGUGGAACUGUGGGUACCUCGUGGGGCUUUAACAAAUGCCAGAAAUGCCCCAAGAAGCCGUCGUAUCAUGGAUAUAACCAAAUGAUGGAGUGUCUGCAAGGUUAUAAGCGGGUCAACAACACCUUUUGUCAAGAUAUUAAUGAAUGCCAGCUACAGGGCGUGUGCCCUAAUGGUGAGUGUUUGAAUACCAUGGGCAGCUAUAGAUGUACCUGCAAAAUGGGAUUUGGCCCGGAUCCUACCUUUUCAAGUUGUGUUCCGGAUACCCCUGUGAUCUCUGAAGAGAAAGGGCCCUGUUACCGACUUGUCAGUUCCGGAAGGCAGUGUAUGCACCCUCUGUCUGUUCACCUCACCAAGCAGCUCUGCUGUUGUAGUGUGGGCAAAGCCUGGGGCCCACACUGUGAGAAAUGUCCCCUUCCAGGCACAGCUGCUUUUAAGGAAAUCUGUCCUGGUGGAAUGGGUUAUACGGUUUCUGGCGUUCAUAGACGCAGGCCAAUCCAUCACCAUGUAGGUAAAGGACCUGUAUUUGUCAAGCCAAAGAACACUCAACCUGUUGCUAAAAGUACUCAUCCUCCACCUCUCCCAGCCAAGGAAGAGCCAGUGGAGGCCCUGACCUUCUCCCGGGAACACGGGCCAGGAGUGGCGGAGCCAGAAGUGGCAACUGCACCCCCUGAGAAGGAAAUACCUUCAUUGGAUCAAGAGAAAACCAAACUUGAGCCUGGUCAACCCCAGCUCUCUCCAGGCAUCUCAACGAUUCACCUGCAUCCACAGUUUCCAGUGGUGAUUGAAAAAACAUCACCUCCUGUGCCUGUGGAAGUAGCUCCUGAGGCUUCUACAUCAAGUGCCAGCCAAGUGAUUGCACCUACUCAAGUAACGGAAAUCAAUGAAUGUACUGUGAACCCUGACAUCUGUGGAGCAGGACACUGCAUUAACCUGCCUGUGAGGUAUACGUGUAUAUGCUAUGAGGGCUACAAGUUCAGUGAGCAACAGAGGAAAUGUGUUGAUAUUGAUGAAUGCACUCAGGUCCAACAGCUCUGUUCCCAGGGACGCUGUGAAAACACUGAGGGAAGUUUCUUGUGUAUUUGCCCAGCAGGAUUUAUGGCCAGUGAGGAGGGUCCUAACUGCAUAGAUGUUGACGAGUGCCUGAGGCCAGAUGUGUGUGGGGAAGGACACUGCAUCAAUACCGUGGGGGCCUUCCGGUGUGAAUACUGUGACAGCGGGUACCGCAUGACCCGGGGCGGCCGUUGUGAGGAUAUUGAUGAAUGUUUAACUCCAAGCACUUGUCCAGAUGAGCAGUGCGUGAAUUCUCCUGGAUCUUACCAGUGUGUUCCCUGCACAGAAGGGUUCCGAGGCUGGAAUGGGCAAUGUCUUGAUGUGGAUGAGUGUCUGGACCCACAGAUCUGCACAAAUGGUACUUGCUCGAACCUCGAAGGCUCCUAUAUGUGUUCAUGCCACAAGGGCUACAGCCCAACCCCAGACCACAAGCACUGUAAAGAUACUGACGAGUGUCAGCAGGGGAAUCUGUGCAUAAAUGGGCAGUGCAAGAACACUGAGGGCUCCUUCCAGUGUACCUGUGGGCAGGGCUACCAGCUGUCAGCAGCAAAAGACCAGUGUGAAGAUAUUGAUGAAUGUCAGCAUCAUCAUCUCUGCAAUAAUGGACAGUGCAGGAACACAGAGGGCUCCUUCCUCUGUGUUUGUGACCAGGGUUACAGAGCAUCCACCCUUGGAGACCACUGUGAAGAUAUCAAUGAAUGCUUGGAGGACAAGAGUGUUUGCCAAGGAGGAGACUGCAUUAACACCGAAGGGUCCUAUGAUUGUACGUGUCCAGAUGGAUUCCAGCUAAAUGACAAUAAGGGAUGUCAAGAUAUUAAUGAAUGUGAACAGCCUGGACUCUGUGAUCCUCACGGAGAGUGUCUAAACACAGAUGGUUCUUUUCACUGUGUCUGCGAACAGGGUUUCUCAAUUUCAGCAGAUGGCCGUACAUGUGAAGAUAUUGAUGAAUGUGUAAACAACACUGUUUGUGACAGUCACGGGUUUUGUGACAAUACGGCUGGCUCCUUCCGCUGCCUCUGUUAUCAGGGCUUUCAGGCCCCACAGGAUGGGCAAGGGUGUGUGGAUGUGAACGAAUGCGAGCUGCUCAGUGGGGUAUGUGGUGAAGCCUUCUGUGAAAAUGUGGAAGGGUCCUUCCUUUGUGUGUGUGCUGAUGAAAACCAGGAAUACAGCCCCAUGACCGGGGAGUGUCGCUCCCGGGCCUCGGGAGACGUAGAUGAUGAUCAACCCAAAGAAGAAAAGAAAGAAUGCUACUAUAAUCUAAACGAUGCCAGUCUCUGCGAUAAUGUGCUGGCCCCCAAUGUCACCAAACAAGAGUGCUGCUGUACCUCCGGCGCCGGCUGGGGAGACAACUGUGAGAUCUUCCCUUGCCCUGUCGUGGGGACUGCUGAAUUCGCUGAAAUGUGUCCUAGAGGGAAAGGCUUUGUCCCCACUGGAGAAUCCUCUUAUGAUGCUGGUGAUGAGAACUAUAAAGAUGCAGAUGAAUGCCUGCUCUUUGGGCAAGAAAUCUGCAAAAAUGGCUUCUGUCUGAACACUCAGCCUGGUUAUGAAUGCUACUGUAAGCAGGGGACAUACUAUGAUCCCGUCAAAUUGCAGUGCUUUGAUAUGGAUGAAUGUCAGGACCCCAACAGUUGUAUUGAUGGCCAAUGUGUUAAUACAGAAGGCUCUUAUAACUGCUUCUGUACCCAUCCAAUGGUCCUGGAUGCUUCAGAAAAAAGAUGCAUACGACCAACUGAAUCACAUGAACAAAUAGAAGAAACUGAUGUCUACCAAGAUCUGUGCUGGGAACAUCUGAGUGAUGAGUAUGUGUGUAGCCGGCCUCUUGUUGGCAAGCAGACAACUUACACUGAAUGCUGCUGUUUGUAUGGAGAGGCCUGGGGUAUGCAGUGUGCCCUGUGCCCCAUGAAGGAUUCAGAUGACUAUGCCCAGCUGUGUAACAUCCCCGUCACGGGACGCCGGCGGCCAUAUGGACGGGAUGCCUUGGUUGACUUCAGCGAACAGUAUGCUCCAGAAGCUGAUCCCUAUUUUAUUCAGGACCGUUUUUUAAAUAGCUUUGAGGAGUUGCAGGCUGAAGAAUGUGGCAUCCUCAAUGGAUGUGAGAAUGGCCGCUGUGUGAGGGUGCAGGAAGGUUAUACCUGUGACUGUUUUGAUGGGUAUCACUUGGAUAUGGCCAAGAUGACCUGUGUUGAUGUAAACGAAUGUGAUGAGUUGAACAACCGGAUGUCUCUCUGCAAGAAUGCCAAGUGCAUCAACACCGAGGGCUCCUACAAGUGUGUGUGUCUGCCUGGCUACGUGCCUUCGGACAAGCCCAACUACUGCACGCCAUUGAGUACCGCCUUGAAUUUAGAAAAAGACAGCGACCUGGAGUAAAAGAGGAUCUACAUAACCUAAGCCCGUAUACUCUGCACUGUGUAAAGGAAAAGAGAGAAAUGUAUUAUACUUGAGACAUUGCACCUACCCCAGGGUGUCAGAAACACGGAACCAUCACAGAAUUGCGUCUCCUCGCAAAGAAGAGGAGAGGAUCCAGUGUGAGCCUGACUGGUGUGACAGACCAAAUGGACAUUUCUCUGAAAAACCAGUAUAUAUAGUCUGUUCAUAUGUAAAAUUCAGUGGAAAAGAGGCGGAACAGUGCUGUUAUUUUAAACAGAAGGUUGUAUUAUGAUGUUUUUGUUUUUGUUUUUGUUUUUUUACUAUUGCUUGAUUAAAUUUGGCAUUUAAAUAGUGGUGGAAAUAUUUUAUAUAAUUUUCAUUUUUUGGUUGUGCAGUUCCUUGGCUGCUGUUUUUCUUCAGAUUUUUUUUUUUCAAGCUCAAGGGCACAAGUCUUUGAUAAAAUAUUGUUAAACUGUAUUGUAAGUAUUGUUACACAGGGUUAUGUUAUUCCUGUUCUGGAGCAUUUUUAAAAAUCCAAACUGUCUGUCCUGUGGAGCAGGCAGCAAUUUUGUCUCAAAACUUUUCUACACAUUUGGAGGAAAAUACUUUAUAUUUACAGUGUAUCGUCUGAUUUUAAUGUCCAUUCUUAGCCAAGCUGCUAGUAGGCAUCAAUUGGAUCCUUUCCCUCAUUAAAAUGGAAGAAUUAAUGAGCUCAUGUUAGUAUUGUAAUGUGUAAAGUAAGCCCAGCAAAAUUUUUUGAAAACUUGAUGAUCCCAAUAUAUUUACCAUUGUAUGUUAAAGCAAAAUAAAUCACCAUUUUUUUAGAAAAAAAAAUUCUACCUGGGAGUAACUGUCAAUGAGUACCUGUCAUAUUCCCCCCACCUCAUUUAUUUUUAUGAACGGUUCUCUAGUAGCAUAGAGUCUUUCACAGGUUAAUUAUUAUAUUUGUUAGAUGUUGGUAGGGACUGAAUGGCGUCCACCUGCGUAAUUCAUAUGUUGGUGUCCUAACCCCCAGUACCCCAGAAUGUGAGUGUCCUUGAAGAUGGGGGUCUUUAAAGUGGUAAUUAAGGUUAAAUGAGGUCUUUGGGGUAACCCUAGCCCAAUAUGACUGGUGUCCUUAUAGGAAGAGAUAGGACAGGCACACACAGGGGAAAGACCAUAUGAAGACACGGGGAAAAGACCACCAUCUCCAAGCCAAGGAGAAAGGCCUCAGAAGAAAUCAACCCUGCAGUACCUUGAUCUCAAACUUCUAGCCUCCAGAAUGAUAAGAAAAUUAAUUUGCUGUUUAAGUCACCCAGUCUGUGGUACUCUGUUCCGGCAGCCCUGGCAAGCAGGACACAGAUCCAGAUCACAGCUAGAUAGCACAGGAACCCUGAAAACAGCUUGCGAGGUUCUAGUCCCUGCUUAUACACGUCUGUAUGGUUUUGCGAUUGUUAAAGUGAGUUUCAGAACCUACUUUUUCUUAAGGAAAGCAUCUGAGUUUAAAGAAAAAUAACGAACCAUGUGUAGGGGUACCCAGCCGAAAAUCUCAUUUAACAUUUUCCUGAAAUACAGGCUUUUGGUGUCUAAUACCUGCAGUGGGAAGAAUGAUGGCACAUCGAAGAUAUCCAUGUCCUAGUCCCUAGAACCUGUGAACGUUACUGUAUGCGGCAAAUGGAAAUUAAGGUUACAGAUGGAAUUAAGGUUGCCAAUCAGUGGCCUUAAUAGAGAGAUAACCCGGGAAGACUCAAUGUAAUCACGAGAGUGGAAAAGGGAGACAGAAAAGCAGAGUCUGGGGAGAGAUGAGAGAUGUAGGUGAGAAAGACUUCCCCGCCAUGCCCUCUUGGAAGGCAGAAGAAGAGGUGAGGGGGCGUGAGCCGAGGAAUGUGGCUUGCCCCUGGAGGCUGGAAAAGGGAAGGUGCCAUUCUCCCCUAGAGCCUACAGAAAAGAGCGCAACUCUCUCGACACCUUGAUUUCAGGCCAGUAACAUGGAUCCACUUCUAACCUACAGAACUGUAAGAUAACAAAUGUGUGUUGUUGCACACCAUGAGAUGAGUGGUCAUUUGUUGUAGCGGUGAUGACGAGCUCGAGCAACACCCAAGCAUCAUAAAAUGGACCUCUCAACAUUUUCAACUGAUGUUUAGGUAUAGGAAAAACUUGCAUUUGUAUCCCCAAGAUGCAACGCAGCAUUUUAAAUAAAAGGGCUUGUUGGCACAGGUCUUGAAUUAUAUUCCAAAUAUUAGCAUAGUUGGAGUCGUCACGGAUGUUUGAAAAGCACAAAGACUAUCGAUGAAAUGGAUGUGCUCUGGGAUGUUGCUGGCCAGCUGGCGUGCUUGCUUUGAAUGCAUUUCCACAGUGCUUUCUUUCCAGGUCUGUCUAGCCCUUAUUUUUACUAGUUUUGUACACAUCGCCCCAAAACAUUUUGUUUUUGUAACGUACAAUUCUUUUAGCUCCUUUUAGUAGUUACUGCGAUUUUACUUUCCGUGCCUAUUGUCCUCUAAACCCACAGGUAUAGGAUGCUGUGGCAGUGGUUCAAAUUCAUUGGCCAUGAAGAGGCAGGCACAUAGUACAGUGCGUUUGGAUUGUUAUACUGGUUAUAUAAUCUGGUAUGCUAAUACAUGUAUUUUCCAGCUGCCUGAGCCAGCGUCCACCCACAGAAUGAGUCUGUGUACCUGAAACCAACAAUAACAUUCUAUUCUUUUGUCAUAAAUGUCAAACUCUACUCCAAAAAAACUAGACCUGGCUAUCUGAUGUAAGCCUAUGUCAUUGGAAGUUACGUCCUUGCAAUCUGCCAUGUUCGUCAAAAUAAGCACUAAAUACAAACCUAGCAAACCAA